UGGAAUCGUUCUCUGAAUCUCCGAAAGCUGACAGAGGUGAGCUACCCAGGUCUGAGACAGACCAUGAACCUGAAGAGAGCAGUCAAAUUCAACCGCCUGCCUGAGGUUAGUUUGUGCUGCCACCUAGAGGCAAAAUCAUGUUAGUGCCAUUACAAUCUGACAUUGGUCUGAUAUCACAGAACUAUCAACUGAAUGCCCAGAUGACAGACUAUUUAAAGAUACUGUUUUUAAUCAUCAGGAAUUUAUUUUUCCUUCUCACGGCACUUACUGAAAGUGUUAUUUUUUUUCCUGUCCUGCUACAUUUCUCCAAGAUGACCAAGACACCAGGUCUACGCCCUAUGACUAAAGAAGAUGUUGCCGGGUUACACUCUCUACUCCAGGCAUAUUUCCGCAAGUUUCACCUUAGUCCCAUCUUAUCUUUGCUGGAAGUAGAGCACUGGCUGUUGCCGAGGGACAACGUGAUUGACACUUACGUUGUGGAGGUCAAUUGCAGCCUCUUUAUUUUUAAUUUCCUCACCCUUUUUCUGAAACAUUUAAAUUCAUAUGAUGCUGAAGUGGUUAAGAAUUGAUUCACCUCAGCUCCUCACACACAGGGUGAUGACGGGACACUGACAGACAUGGUGAGUUUCUAUGGCGUCUCCUUCAGGGUGCUGAAUCACCCGGUCCACACCGGCCUGAGAGCAGCUCAUCUGCUCUACUUUGCCUCAACUGUCACAGACCCAGUGGAGCUCAUGGAGGACACGUUGGUCCUGGCUAAAUCUAAAGGUUUUGACAUCUUCUCUGCUCUCGACGUGAUGGAUAACAAGAGUUUCCUGGAGAAGCUCAAGUUCAGCAUCAAUGACACAAGCCUUCAUUACUACCUGUACAACUGGAUGUGUCCUAAUGUGAGCCCAGACAAGGUGGGCUUGGUGUUACCCAACUGAUACGCCACUGAAAGAAGACAGAGUGGUGACGAUGAAAGGACCGGAGCCAUUGGCAGGACAUCAAACUACAUCAAAAGCAUGAAUUUGGGUUGAAAAUAUAAACAGACAAACUGUAAAACACACACACUCACACACACACACAUUCAC
Messenger RNA from Morone saxatilis (striped sea-bass), 1070 nucleotides. RefSeq names its product glycylpeptide N-tetradecanoyltransferase 2-like. The transcript is spliced from 3 exons. The record is from RefSeq and is a predicted model, not a curated record. Gene Ontology annotation, cellular component: cytoplasm. NCBI's taxonomy places the organism in Eukaryota, Metazoa, Chordata, Actinopteri, Moronidae. Gene Ontology annotation, biological process: N-terminal peptidyl-glycine N-myristoylation. Bases 618 to 923 code for a protein of 101 amino acids. Gene Ontology annotation, molecular function: glycylpeptide N-tetradecanoyltransferase activity.